Messenger RNA from Chironomus riparius, 905 nucleotides. Lineage: Eukaryota; Metazoa; Arthropoda; Insecta; Diptera; Chironomidae. The record is from the annotation of a GenBank genome assembly.
GGUUAAUCGAAUUUUUCUUUUCCGAUUUUCGAUCUUCACAUUGACAAGAAGAUUUAUUAAAUAAUAAACUUAAACGAUGCCUGAAUUAACAGAGAUUAAAGCUGAUAAUCUAGCAGCAGCAGCAGAAACAGAACAACCAAAAUUGACAGACGAUGUUAGUGACACUGAGUCUGAUGAUUCAAUUCCAGAAUUAGAGGAUGCAACAACUGAAGGUGCACAACUUGGAUCAGGUGGAGCUGGCGGAAUUCCUGACAUUGUCUCAAAAGCCAAACAAUCACGUGGUGAAAAGAAGGCACGUAAGAUCAUGUCCAAAUUGGGAUUAAAGCCAGUCGUUGGAGUUACAAGAGUGACUAUUCGUAAAUCUAAGAAUAUACUCUUUGUCAUCAACAACCCAGAUGUCUAUAAGAAUCCACACAGUGACACCUACAUCAUUUUCGGUGAAGCUAAAAUUGAAGAUUUAUCUCAACAAGCUCAAGUUGCAGCUGCUGAGAAGUUUAAGGCACCAGAAACAACACCAGCUGCUACAGAUUCUAGUUCCGCUAAUGUUGUUGCUCCAAUUGCUGAAGAAGAGGAAGAGGAAGUCGAUGAAACUGGAGUUGACGAAAAAGAUAUUGAUCUUGUGGUAUCGCAAGCAAAUGUCCCUCGAGCUAAAGCUAUCCGCGCCCUUAAGAAUAAUAAUAAUGAUAUAGUAAAUGCCAUCAUGGAACUGACGAUGUAAUGAAUGAUGUUCCUUACCCACAAACACAUAAUUUUCACUUUAAUUUUUUUGGGUUUUACUUCUCUUUCAAUAAAUUAUUAAGGGCAUAAAAGAAAUUGUAUUCUUGAAUAUAUGAACAGAAAGUCAAGCUCCUCCUCAUAAUUCUGAAAUAAAUAACAGAACCGAACACAUUACAGUUUGAGUACGG